AUGCCAGAUUGUGAUUUUUCUCUUCUCUUUUCUCUCUAUCACUUUCUCCUAUCUCUCUCCCCCCUCUUUCUCUUCUCUCACUCUUUCUCAUCUUUCUCUCUUCUCUCUCUCUCAUUCUAUCUCUUUCUCUUCUCUUUCUGUCCUCUCUCUUUCUCUUCUCUCUUUCUAUUCUCUUCACCCUUUCUCUCUUCUUCCUCUCCUCUCCCUCUCUUUUCUCUCUCUUCCCUCCUCCCCUCUCUCUCUUCUCUUCUCUCUCUCUUUCUCAUCUUUCUCUAUUCUCUCUCUCAUUCUAUCUUUCUCUUCUCUUUCUGUCCUCUCUCUUUCUCUUCUCCCUCUCUCUUCCUAUUCUCUUCACCCUCUCUCUCUCUUCUCCCUCUCUUGUCUCACUCUUUUCUCUCUCUUCUCUCUCUUUUCUCUCUCUCUCUCUUGUUCUCACUUGGGGCGAAAUCGAUUAAAAAAUCAGAUGUACGGAAAUAG
Molecule: messenger RNA, 477 nt
Organism: Acanthosepion pharaonis
Lineage: Eukaryota; Metazoa; Mollusca; Cephalopoda; Sepiida; Sepiidae
Source: the annotation of a GenBank genome assembly